AUGUUUUUCCCACAGUAUGGCUUUAUUAACACAUGUCUGAAGUCACUGGUCAUUGAAAGGUUUGGAGAAGAGACAUGGGAAAAAUUAAGAUUAAUGGCUGGGGUCCAGGAGACAUUCAUGACCUAUGAAAUCUAUGACGAUGUCAUCACUCUUCGUUUAGUGCAAGAGGCUUGUAAAAUGCUGGACGUCUCCUCUGAGGUGGUUUUGAAGCUUUUUGGAGAGUACUUUUUCAGCUUUUGUAAGAUGUCCGGAUACGACACUAUGCUGCGAACACUCGGUGGAAACCUGGUGGAGUUCAUUGAAAAUCUAGACGCUCUACACAGUUAUUUGGCAUUAUCUUACGAGGCCAUGAAUGCUCCGUCCUUCCGUGUGGAGCGUAUGGAUGAUGGCCGAAUUCUCCUUCACUACUAUUCAGAUAGGAAAGGGUUGUAUCACAUAGUGCCAGGUAUUAUCGAGGCGGUGGCAAAGGAUUUCUUCGACAGUGAGGUUACAAUGACCAUUCUAAACCAGUCGGAAGAGGAUGAGCGCACUGGAAAGAAGGAACAUGUGGUUUUCCAUAUGGUACAGAAGGAAAAGGUGGCCAAAAGAAGGGCCCAAGGGCCGAGACAGAAAGAGGAAAUGCAGGCUGAGAAAGAGGACAAGGACGAGACAAUGAAGAGGAUGAAGGCCAGGUAUGCCAACCUGCAGCUGUGUCCAAGGAAACGAUCUCCAUGGGAGAUUGUGAGGAGCAUUGUCAUAUUGGGCCAAGGCAAUCUGCGACAAUCAUUCACUCCCAGCUACCCAAAACAACUUUGGAUUGAAGAACAAGCCUUCUGUAAUGCUUUUCCCUUUCACAUUGUUUUUGAUAAAGAUCUCGCGGUGAAGCAAACAGGUGUCAACAUUCAGAAGUUUGUUCCCGGACUGCAGACCGCAGGUAUCCACCUGGAUGAGUACUUUACCAUUGUUCACCCAGAGGUCAUCUUCAACAUCCAGAGCAUCAAGAAGUUCAUCAACAGCCAGUUUGUGCUAAAAACCAGGAGGGAAAUGUUACCGGAGAUCCACCAAAACCAGUCCACACUCAAACUGAGAGGACAGAUGAUGUGGAUGGAGUCACUCGACUGCAUGAUUUAUCUGUGCUCUCCUAAGCUACGAAGCCUCCAGGAGCUGGAGGAGAGGGGUCUUCACCUGGCCGACAUCGCCCAGCACGACACCACGCGGGAUCUGAUCCUGCUCAACCAGCAGAGGUUGGCAGAGAUCGAGCUCUCCAAUCAGCUAGAAAGGAAAAAGGAGGAGUUGAGAAUCCUCUCACGCAACUUAGAGAUUGAAAAGCAGAAAUCUGAAAAGCUGCUUUAUGCCAUGCUGCCGACGCACGUUGCCAACCAGCUUAAAGAGGGCAAAAGAGUAGAGGCAGGUGAGUUUAAAGUGUGCACCAUCCUCUUUAGUGAUGUGGUCACAUUCACCAACAUCUGUGCAGCCUGUGAACCUAUUCAAAUAGUCAACAUGCUCAACGCCAUGUACUCCAGGUUUGAUCGACUUACAAACGUCCACAAUGUCUAUAAGGUGGAGACUAUAGGUGAUGCUUACAUGGUGGUUGGCGGUGUGCCCGUACCUACUGAUACUCAUGCAGAGCGGGUGGCAAACUUUGCCCUCGGAAUGAGAAUUGCUGCGAGAGAAGUAACCAGCCCUAUCACAGGACAGCCCAUACAGAUCAGAGUAGGCCUGCACACCGGCUCGGUUUUGGCUGGUGUUGUAGGCGAGAAGAUGCCGCGCUAUUGCUUGUUUGGAGACACGGUCAAUACAGCCUCUCGGAUGGAGAGCCACGGAGUUCCUGAUCACAUACACCUCAGCCCCUUCACGUACAGUGUGUUAAAGGACAAAGGAAUCUUUGAGAUCGCUGAGAGGGGUGAGAUCGAGGUGAAAGGCAAAGGCCUGAUGCGAACAUACUUCCUGCUGAAAAACCUCCAAAAGAGCGAUGAACAGAUCAUGGGUUUGGUUGAUGGAGAGACGUGCGUGUACCAGGAAGAUCCGGGGGACGUGACGGAUGUCCAAAACAAAGUAAGUCCCGAAACAGCAGAUGAUGGGAAGAAAGAGGAAGAGAAAAAGGAGGAAGAAGUUGAGCACCAGAAUAAUCACAUAUCAUCGCCAUCUCCCUGUCCGGGCCAAAUCUCCCCCGAUCAUUUAAUUCAGUUCGAUGUAACGCCAGCAUACGAAAGCCCCGCUGACUUCAAACACCUACACAAUGGUCUUCAUUCAGACAGCAUUAGCACCAAGUUCUGCUCGAUACUUUAGUCCAACAUUACUGAAUUAAACCCAAUUUUAAGAAGAUUGAAUUUCAAGCCUGCCAUUCAAAAGGCCGGCAACACAAAUCAACAGCCGUAAUCUAAAACCCGCAGUACCACAUGCUCUGUGCGGUGUAUAAUGACUGUUUUUCCCAGCUGGGGGAUUUCUACUUUGUGGACACCGAUUUGUCAUCUGGGAAAGGCAAGCAUCUACUGUGAUUCCCAGUGCUCCUCUGGCGGCCCGGCUUCAUUUGCACCUGCUGGUGAUGGCCGGCAGUAGAACCACCCCCCGGAGAAAGCUAAUCUCCCUCUGGAGAAAUUAAUCACUUAUUAUGGACUGUUUUCAUGUGGAAAUCAGUUGGCAAACACAGAUGACCAGAGGUAGACAAACAUAUGGUUGCUGUAGCCAUCAAAUGUACGUUUGUGGUCGUCUGUGGUCCGUUAGGUAGCAUGGGAACUCAUUAUUUACUGUGCACGACAAUACGCAAUCUGUUUUUCACACAAAAAUAUGAAUGCAUGAAAAUAUUAUAUUGCACUCUGCAUUUUAUUUCAUACUUAUGAAACCUACAAGAGACAAAAGUAAUAAUCUCACCAUAGAUUUUAAUAUUAUUAUUAUUAAGAAUUUAAAAAGCAUUUAAAUAUUAAACUCUUAAAUGUUUACAUUCUAUUAUCUAUUGAAACCCAUAAUAAUAUUUAAAAUAUUAGGAAGCCUAAUAUUUAUAUAUAAAAUCAUAAUUUUUGGGCACUCUCAAUUGUAAGAUCACUGUCCUACUACUCCUUAAUAUCCAACUUGUAUUUUUUCCACAUUGUUUUUAGUAUCUUUUAGAUAAAAGUGAAGCUCAAAAAUAUUUUUAUAUUUCACAUAUUUUCUUUGUAAAUUAUGAAACUUUCUUUAUGUCACUACUGAAACAGUGUAUGUUUUAGUCCAUUUAGCCGACUGACUGUGUUCCCUUUUCUUUCAUCGCUACAAGGUAGAGACCCCAUCAUUUUGAGGUAAAUGUGUUCAAAACAUUUGAAAAAUCUAACUUUAAGGUUACUGUAAUUUAGCACACUUUUUUGGGAGUUAUUCCAUAACAUUUAUUUUUUACUUGUACCAAUGUUCAGAACUGUGCUAGCGAGCCAUAGCAUCUUUGAACUAGGUUCAAAAGUAUCUACAAUUUUUACUACCGAAAUAUUUUUUUGUUAGUGGCUUAGUUUUUUGUUGUUGAAUCUUGUUAUCCCAUGAUAUUGUCACUACCGAAACAUGCCAUCAUUGUUUCUGUUACAUAAUCCCCGCAUUUUGUAUUUUUGUAUGUUUUAGUAGAGUUUUAAUAUGCAACUUAAAAGUCUGUAAUGUGAUGUGAUGCUACAAAAGCAUUACUGUCACUAAUGAAAAUGUGCUGUCACUAUCUAAACACGGGAUGUUUCGUUCAAAAUAAAGUACAAACUAACAAAACCUUAACUUUGUGUUGUGAACCAGUGUGAUGGAAAAAAUGGAUUCAAAAUGCAACACGUUUAAUAAAUUACACUUGAAAUAUCGUUAAAUACUUAAUUAUUGAUUUGCCUCGGAAAUGUUUUUAUUAAAAUAACAAAAAUAUAUAUUUACAAUGUAGAGUUAAACAAAAUCUUAAAAGGUCGAGUUAACCCUUCCGAUUAAAUUAUUAUUACUGUGUUCUGGUAGUGACAAAUUUGGGGAGAGGACAAAUAUUCCAAAACUUUCUGAAAGUACAAUAUGACAAUUAACUGCAUUACUAGAAAUGUGUACCUUGGAUAUUAUAGGAGAAGAAUAUAUAUAUUUUUUAAAUGUCUCAACCUCUGAGUUUGGACCAAUUCUGUAGAACAGC
Molecule: messenger RNA, 4081 nt
Organism: Puntigrus tetrazona (Sumatra barb)
Lineage: Eukaryota; Metazoa; Chordata; Actinopteri; Cypriniformes; Cyprinidae
Gene: gucy1b2
Product: guanylate cyclase 1, soluble, beta 2
Exons: 14
Coding region: 1-2268 (755 amino acids)
Biological process (GO): response to oxygen levels; cGMP biosynthetic process
Cellular component (GO): guanylate cyclase complex, soluble
Molecular function (GO): guanylate cyclase activity; heme binding
Source: RefSeq, a predicted model, not a curated record